Messenger RNA from Corticium candelabrum, 3673 nucleotides. RefSeq names its product acetyl-coenzyme A synthetase-like. Bases 182 to 3472 code for a protein of 1096 amino acids. The transcript is spliced from 23 exons. Gene Ontology annotation, biological process: acetyl-CoA biosynthetic process. Gene Ontology annotation, molecular function: protein binding; acetyl-CoA synthetase activity. NCBI's taxonomy places the organism in Eukaryota, Metazoa, Porifera, Homoscleromorpha, Homosclerophorida, Plakinidae. The record is from RefSeq and is a predicted model, not a curated record.
UUGGCUUCGCUAUCUCGUUGGCAUCUGACGUAUGCUCUGCUGUGCUUCAAGUUCGAGAAGUCAAGUUAUCAUGGUUUGGUGCGUUUGUUGGGGUUGGCGAGCCUAGUUAAGGUUUGUACUUCAAUACAGACGACUGUUACUGCCCUCUACGUACUGCACGAAACGAGUUUCAUCUGAAACUAUGUCGUCACAGUGCAAUGUCGAAAUGACGUCGCAAAACCACAAUACAGGUUGCACGUUUCUUAUUUCAUAUACACCGUCCAGUGAUGCAGAGGACGAAUGGAUGACGAACUUGUCGACUUGUUUGCUUGAGAAAAGAAUUGAUGUAAAGCAGUUGCCUUUGUCUGCAAGUGAAAAUGAAGCAGGGAUGAAGCAUCACGACAAGAUAACGUUUUGCUUUUGGAUUUGUGUUAUUACCAAGCGUUUCCUGACUCGUCAUGAUUGCCUUGCCUCUGUUCACAAAAUUUUUCUUGAGUUGGCAAAAACCAGCAAGAGCAAUUUUCGGAUUUUGCCACUGUUGCUUGUUAGUGAUCUGCAAGAGAAGGAGCAAUUGAAAGAGAGGUUCAGGCAGCUAUUACCUAAUCUCUGGAAUCGUAGGCCAAUUAUAACAACUCUAGAAAAACAGAGUGCUGCUCGAAUUGCCAGUAUUGUCUUUCAAACGUCUAAACGAGAUGGUUCUAAUAACAAAGGCUGCUGCUGCAGUCGUCUACAGCUAACCGACUCUGAUUUGUGUCUCAGCGAUGUGCAGCUGAAGGGAGUCGAUGCUCUCUGGAAUUCAAACAAGAGAGAGGUGCCAUUGCACAAGACAAACAAUGUUCUUGGAUUAUCAUUAGCGCACCUUAGGGAUGCGACUGGUGAAGCGAAGAGUUGCUUUGUUUAUCAGUCGGACACAGUUAAUCCUGGCUGUAGAAUCCUUGGUAUCAACGAUGAGAGUGUUGAAUCCAGUGAUGUUAUUCGUUGUCUGAAGUACCAUCCUAAUGGGACAGUCAGAUUGAUAGUUCAGGAUCCUGUUGAUGAUUUUGAUAUGAAGUUGACUGAACUGAAAGAUUUUACAUUGUCAAUACAAAGUAUGUCUACUGUUCAAGGAAUUUCGGAACGGCCGUCGUGGCUACAGAAUGAGAAAAUGUCAUUUUCGGAAGAUACCCAGUUGCGGUCUGCUGUAUCAGAUUCAAGUGCUGUCUCUUCUCAUUGCAAGGAUGAUAAGCGUCUUGCCGUUCAUAUCAUGACUGCUAAGGAAAUAGCUAAUCAUAAAGCCAACAAUUCUGUUGUGUAUCUUCUUGGACCACUUGCUGAUAAGGGAUUAGGUGAGGACACUAACAGCCAAGAAGCAAAGCCUGAAUUUCUUCAACUGCAGGAUUAUGGUUCCUCUCAGGGUGAACCAAAAAUCAAAGAAUUGCUAGAAGCAGCAUCAUUGAAGGGUCUUAGUAUGCAAGAAUAUAAGUUGCUUCACAAGUUUUCUUUGGACCACCCAGAAAUAUUCUGGAGACAACUAGCACAGGACUUUGUUUUUGAUGUUGACAGCAAAGAUCUUGAUGUUGAAUGUGACCCAUUGAGAGCAUUUAAAACUGGUCAUGGGCCAAAGACCAGCUUCUUGAGUAAGCACAAGACAAAUAUGUGUUUCAACAUGCUUGACAGGAAUGUUGCGAGAGGACUGGGAGACAGAUGUGCCCUUAAAUUUGUUGAAACCGAUGGCAACUGCAUCUCUGUUUCUUACAAGGAAUUGCUGCAUCGUGUUUGUGUGGUCACAAAACGUCUUCAACAUGCUGGAGUGAAAACAGGUGACAAAGUGUUGGUCUUUAUGAAGAAAAGUGUGGAGAGGAUCUUGGUUGUUCUGGCAUGCUUUAGAAUUGCAGCUCCUGUUUGUGUUUUGUAUCCUGAUGGAGCAGAUGAUGAUGAAUUGAAACAAAAUGCAGAGCUAUCAAAAUGCACUGUCAUCAUUACAUCAAAUGCUGUGAUGCCAAGAAAGGUUGAUUUUACAAUGCUGGACUACAUUUUAGAGAUAACUGAAAUCAACAAUGAAGCAAGGUCUGGAAAAGAGACAAGCAUGGAGGUCGGCUGUUUGCUUGUUUGGAUUGAUCCUGCUCAACCGCCAUCAUUACUGUCUGAACCUAGAAAGUACCCUAGCAAUAUAUUAGUGGCACUGUUAAACGAAGAUGACGCAGAACGGGGCAAAGACUUGGUAACAGGAACAGACGCAUGUUUUGUGCUUGGAGAACAUCCUCUUUUUCUAGCAAGCACAAGUGGGUCAACGGGGAAUCCCAAAACUGUUGAACACUCAACAGCGGGCUAUAUGGUGUAUACUGCUGUUUCGUUCAAGUAUCUUCUAGACUUCAAUUUAGAGGGGAAACCAACAUACGUUGAAGAUGGCAGUGACGUCUGUCUUGCUACAGCUGAUCUGGGGUGGUGUUAUGGAAUGUCUAUCGGACUCUGUGGACCAUUGCUCAAUGGAGGAACAACAGUCCAGGUGUGUAGACCAUCAACAGAAAAGUUGAUUGAAAUAGUUAAAGACACAAGAGUAACUCACUUGUGUACAGUCCCAGAAACAACAAGAGACUUCGUCCGGAAUGCAGGCGAGACUGAUAAUUGGAAAAUAUCUAACGGAAGCAAACUGGAGGUCAUCUGUUCGUGUGGCACUUUGCUAACUGACAGAUUAACUAACGAGGUUAGAAACUACUUCGAGAGCACCGGUAUCCGUCUGACAGAUGUUUGGUGGCAAACAGAAACGGGAUGCUUUAUGUUGGGAACUGCCUCAAAGAUCACUGUGAAGUACAGCAAAAGGUUGCUGCCGUUUUAUGGCAUUGAUGCAGAGAUCAAAAUUGAUCCAAAACUUCAUGUUCAAGAUGAUCGGAAACAAGGAGAGCUGGUGAUUGCCAAACCAUGGCCAUCAUGUUUUCGUGCCAUCUAUAGCAAAGACAAACAUGAUUAUGCUGAUGAAGAAGCUUUUGAGGAUGGUUACUACAUGACGGGAGACAAUGCUUUGCAGAACUGUGAUGGAACAUUUCAGUUGCUUGGCAGAAACGAUAGCAUAAUUCUAAUGUCAACGGCAGACAGGCAGAUCUUUAUGACUCAUAGAGAGCAGAUGAGUGCUACUGUUGAGGACGUUGCAAGCGAGAUCUUUCCUAACCAGCCCUGUCAUCGUGCUGUUAUGGUAGAGAGUGAAGAUGGCAAGAAUUUCUUUGCUGCUGUUCAAAAGCCAAAGAAAGCUGAUGAGCCUGAUGCAGGUAACUACCGCUGUGAUGAGGCCACUGAAAAAGUGUUGUCUGAACGAGUUAUAGAAGAAAUGAACAAAAGUGGCAAAAGCAAUGUAGCAUUUCCUGAAACAAAGUAUAUUUCUGAAAUUCGAAUGCCUGAAACAAAUUCAGGGAAAGCUAAUCUGAGGAAACUGAAGCAAGAAGUAGGGGGACACUCGCUGCACUCAAGGAAACGGACUACUUCCGAAUCAGAACGUUGGAUCUCUUUAUUAAACAGUUAAUUAAUAAGUGAGGUAAGACGCGCCUACAUUAAUGUAAAAUAAGAAAAUUUAUCAGUUGCAGUGUAUGACAAAUCGUCCCAUCUCUAAGUAGUCCCUGGGCAACCAUAACAUCAAAGUCUUCGUUGCCUGGUCAUUACUCUGGGUUGCCCAUAAACUAAACCCAUGACCUUAUUGCAGCAACGUAUAGAAUGUAUUGUACAA